This is a messenger RNA of Malania oleifera, 1911 nucleotides long. RefSeq lists its product as uncharacterized. Gene Ontology annotation, molecular function: acetylglucosaminyltransferase activity. The coding region runs from base 337 to 1833 and encodes 498 amino acids. Lineage: Eukaryota; Viridiplantae; Streptophyta; Magnoliopsida; Santalales; Ximeniaceae. The transcript has 3 exons. The record is from RefSeq and is a predicted model, not a curated record.
AUAUAUAUGUGAAAACAAAGAACAGAAAUCCCCUGCCGAAUCCGUUCACCACUCCACACCCUGACACCCAAACCUUUUUGCUUCCUUCUCCUCCUUUGGUUUUGCUUAUGGGAAAAUAGGCAUUGUCUCACCGUUGCCCUCCCUGUUCCUCCUCCGGGAAACAUAGAUUUCCCCUGAAACUUUACGAAGAAACGGAGAUUACAGACGUCGGGUCUAACGAUUUUUUAGCUAAAACAAGAAUUUUUGGGUAUUUCUUCAUCAUUUGAAACUUUUCCGGGAAUCUUACGGCGUUUCUGAUUCUGAAAACUUCUGGGGUUGCGGCGGUCAAGUUCGGAGAUGUCUCAGAUUCGAGAAACGAGUCAGGACCCCUUCAAAGCCUGCAAGAUUCUGGUGUUUUCGUCGGAGAAACCAGCAGGUAUUCCGGCGCUGUUGAUCAGGGCGGCCGUACUGAUUCUCCUCGUCACCACCCUCUCGCUUGUCUUCUUCGCUUUCUCCGGCCAAACGCGGUUGUUCAGCUGCCCGCAAUGCGGCCGUUCUCCCGUAGAUUCCGAGUUAUCCUGUGAAACCCUCGCCGGAGAUUUCGCUCCCACCAACAUUUCCCACAUUCUUUUCGGCAUCGGAGGGUCCGUCAACACGUGGCCGGACCGCCGCCGCUACAGCGAGCUCUGGUGGCGGCCCGACACGACCCGUGGGUUCGUGUGGCUCGACGGCGAUCCCGGACCCAACCUCUCACGGUCCGAUAACACGCCUCCGUACCGGGUCUCGGAGGACUGGAGCGGGUUCAAGUACUCCAGCUCGCGGUCAUCGGUUCGGAUCGCCCGGAUCGUACUGGAGAGCUUCCGGCUCGGGUUACCCGACGUGAGAUGGUUCGUGAUGGGGGACGACGACACGGUGUUCUUCACCGAGAACUUGGUUUCGGUGCUAGCGAAGUACGAUCACCGUGAGAUGUACUACGUCGGCGGUAGCUCGGAGAGCGUAGAGCAAGACGUGAUGCACUCGUACGGCAUGGCUUUCGGCGGCGGGGGGUUCGCCAUCAGUUACCCUCUGGCGGCCCGGCUCGCGAUGGUACUGGACGGUUGCAUUGACCGGUACUACAAAUUCUACGGCUCUGAUCAGAGGGUCUGGGCGUGCAUGAGCGAGAUCGGUGUGCCGCUCACACGGGAACGCGGCUUCCAUCAGAUUGAUAUAAGGGGAGAUCCUUACGGAUUUCUGGCAGCACACCCGGUGGCGCCGCUGGUGUCCCUCCACCACCUUGACUACGUGUGGCCGUUGUUUCCCAACCAAACCCAGUUGGAGUCGGUCAGCAGGCUGGUCCAUGCGUACCGGGUCGACCCGCCCCGAAUAGUACAACAGAGUUUCUGCUACGACCGGAGGCAUAACUGGACGGUGUCCGUGUCGUGGGGUUACACCGCCCAGAUAUACCCGUCGCUGGUGACGGCCAUCGACUUGGAGAGGCCACUGCAGACGUUCCAGACGUGGCGGAGCUGGGACAGCGGCCCGUUCUUGUUUAAUACCCGACCCGUGAAGGCCGACCCGUGUGAACAACCUGUUGUAUAUUUGCUGGAGAGGGUGGUGGAGGCAGGGAAGAAGGGAGGGAAGAGCCUGAGCAGUUACAAAAGGGUUGGGGUGGGGAAGGAAUGUGGGCGAGCAGAGCAUGCGCAUGCACUUGCUGUGAACAGAGUCGUGGUCUCUGCAGAGAAGAUGGAUCCUGAGUUCUGGAAGAAGGCGCCCCGGAGACAGUGCUGUGAGAUGAUGGAGAGGGGCAUGAAGAGCAGUGCUCUGCGGGUAAGGAUACGAGGCUGCAAAUCCUGGGAAACUAUCACUGCUCCCUAAUUUAGUACUAUUAAUGCCUUAUCCUCUGUAAAUAUUCAUCGUUUACUUAUAAUAAGAGAAUUUUAGAAUUAGAAAAUA